AUGGCUUCCUUCCUCGAGAUCCUGGGCUGGGAGAUCGCGCAGAUGCUGCGGAUCUAUUUGUUCAUCAUGGAAAUUAUUCUCCUCCCCGUCAAGAACAUCGCGCAAGGCUUGGGUGACACCACGGAUGAGGAUGUUGGCAGCGCCUCGACGACCAACAACAACGACGACAGCAAUGAUCUCGCCGUUCCGAGCACCAAAGAUGGGACCAUCGAUGAGGAUACUGUCCUGGUACAAAGACUCGUAGCUAUUUCCAAGGCACGACUCGCUAACAUAUCACAGCUUCCUCCUCAGUCCGCCGCAUCGAUCGAGUUCUUCGCCACUCCAGAACUCUGCGAACGCUCACUUCUUCUACUGCCGUUGCUCGACAAACUCCACGCGCGUCAAGCCUCUCUCGCGCUUCGCGAUACCAUCCACGCUUCGCCAUCUCUCCAGCGUGGACUCUUUCUUCAGCCAGGACAAAUCCUCCACGACCCGACUGAUCUCCUGAUCUUCAAUCCUAUCCUCAUUCUCCAUCCCUUCGUCUUCGCCGCAAGGGUGGGAAUGCUCCGUGGCAUGCACAAGCUCUUCCUCACGCCAUUCCUCCUCAACUACAUCGAAACCUACAAGACAGCCACCCUGGGCACAAUCGGAGACAUGUUCAUUACUCAGCCGCCACAGACCAUUCUUCAAGUGGAGUACACCUGGACCAAGCCAUGUUUUGGCGAGGAUCAGACCGUCGUGGAGAAGCGGCUCUUCAUGGAUCGCGAAGGUAUCAAAGUCAAGGAUCUCAUGCGGUUCAUCGUGGAGAUGAAGUGGGGUAGGCCUGAUGCUCAGCUCUAUCAGGAGUGGGAUCAUGCCGAGGGAGAGGUCGCGGUUGUGGUGAGGGAAAUCACAUCUACACCACUCUACGCCGCAAGCAAAAUGUCGGCACCUCAACUCACCACAAACUACAUGGACAGCUCCACGAUCGCCGGCCACAUACCACCGGGUACAUUCACCCGCAACAGCAACAGCGACCGCAACGAAGUCCUCAGGAAAACACCAACCAACGGUCCAAACCCCCUUGAAGAGGUCUCACAUCCUACCCAAUCCACCGCCUCCCUCAAAUUCUUCGCCACUCCCGAGCUCCUCGAACUCGCCCUGAUCCGCCUCUCCGCCUGCGACACCGUCCGCGCAGCCCAAGAAUCCCACUCCCUCCGCGCCACGAUCCGCGGCUCGCCAACCAUCCAGCGAAAGCUCUUCCUCCUCGCCGACCACACCACGUACUACGUCAACCUCCCACGCAGGGACACAGACCGCCGCAUCCUAAAGAUCAACCCUUUCGUGCUCGACUACAGCUCCCUCUUCGGCCCUCCCUUCGGCCCUCCCUUCGAACGCUUGAGUUCGACAGAUUUAUCUCGCCGAAAGAUGCGCCUGAGCUAG
Messenger RNA from Zymoseptoria tritici IPO323, 1401 nucleotides. RefSeq lists its product as uncharacterized. The coding region runs from base 1 to 1401 and encodes 466 amino acids. NCBI's taxonomy places the organism in Eukaryota, Fungi, Ascomycota, Dothideomycetes, Mycosphaerellales, Mycosphaerellaceae. The record is from RefSeq and is a predicted model, not a curated record. The transcript is spliced from 2 exons.